UCAUUAAAAUAAAUACUAAAAUCAUCAGCUUCAUCAUCAUAAAAAAAACUACAAUUUUUUUUUUGUACGUGUCAUGUAUUAUUAGUGACUUUUCCUAUGUUUUUAUGUGCGAUCCAAUGAAUGUGGAUUCAGAAUUGAAAGAAGAAAAAAAAAAAAAAAAUGGCAUCAACAACAAAUGUGCAGAAAGAAAUUGAUUUACUUACAAAUGAAUGGAAAACAUUACGAUUACCGCAUAAAUUGAAACAAUAUCGUCAAUAUGAAAAAUGUUUAGAAAGAUUGAAAUUAAUGGCAUCAUCAUCAUCAUCAUCGGCGGAAUCAAAAGAAUCAUUGAUUGAACAAAUCAAUCAACUUUAUAUUAAACUUGACAAAUCAGUCAUCUGUGGUGUUGAUCAAUGUUUUAUUUGUGGCAAUUGUAAUGAUGGUGGAAAUUGUUCAUUAACAACGACAACAACAAAAUCAACCAUUUAUCAAAAGGUGACGAUGGAUAAACAACAUGAAAAACAAUUGGAUCAUCAAAUCAAUGAUCACAAUAAUAACAGUGUUAUUAUUUCCGAUGAUCAUGACGUUGAUCAAUUGAAUGAUAGUAAUCGAUUAUUACAAACAACACGUGCAAGACUUCGAAGUACAUCACCGCCAAUAAUGGCAACAAAUAAAAAAAUCCAAAUGCCAAUGUGAUUGAAUCGAAAAAAUCAACAUUAAUCAAUCAGAUUGGAAUAUCCGAUUGUGAUAGACAGAAUGUUGAUGAUGUUGUGGAUAACAAGAAAUGUAAUGGAAUUGAUUCCAAACAAAAUUCCAACAACAGUAAUGGUGAUCAAAUCAAUGAUAAUGAAUCAUCAAUAAAAAUAUUAGAUGAAGAAUUGCCCGAUGAUUCAUCGCCAUCUGUUGGUCGUGAUUGUCAAUUGUCGAAAAAUUUAAACAUUGAAUCAUCAUCGUCAUCAUCAACAUUGUCAUUGAUGAUGCCAAGACCAUUUCAGAAAUUAUCACCAUCAUCAUCAAAUGAUAGCUAUAAUGGCAGUAGUAGUGGAUCAACAACGACAACAAUCAAUCAUUUCCGGUCGUUCACCACCAAUUAUAAGUAGCUAUAAAGCAUAUAAAGAUUUUAUCAAUAACUAUACUACUACAACUACAACUACUACAACAGCCAAAUAACCAAAAAAAAAAAAAAAACCACAUGGCAACUAUAAGUUGAAAAACAAAAAUUUUUUUUUCGAAAA
Messenger RNA from Dermatophagoides farinae (American house dust mite), 1214 nucleotides. The record is from RefSeq and is a predicted model, not a curated record. NCBI's taxonomy places the organism in Eukaryota, Metazoa, Arthropoda, Arachnida, Sarcoptiformes, Pyroglyphidae.